AUGGGUCAGUCCCAAUCGUCUCGCCGUACAAAGGCAGAACAAGAACAGUUCAAAUUGCAAAACACCACUCAAACUCUGCCUCUAAAGGCAACUGGUCCCGUGUCGAAACCCGCGCCAAAAUUUAAAGUUUCGCCUCCCUUGAAACAAAUGAUGAAAGCACCCGCUGGUCGAUUGUAUGUGGCUCCAACCGACGAAUACGUAUUUCUCAAGUAUAGCAAAGCUGCUUCCGACAUUUGCGACGCGCUUCAAAAACUUGUUGUGACAUUUAACGAGAUGAAAGCACGUUAUGAGGAUGGAAAACCGAUCAACAACAAUAUGCUCGUUUUCCGCAUUGAUCUGGAAGAAGUCCACAGACACUAUGAUACAUUCCUCCGCGAGUCGGCCUACAAAGUUGAUCAACUUGUACAGUACCGCAAGGACAUGAGUUGCAAAGGGUUCACGGACUUGCUGUUCUUCAAGUUCUCUUACGAGAAGAUGCUGGAUGCUCGUCCUCCGCAAUUCGACGAAGUCAAAGAGAUGAUCGACAAGCAGAUACUUUAUUCGACUGACCUCUUGGAUCACGUCGUAAAGUCGUUCGACAGGCAGAAUCUCCACAGAUAUAAUAAAUAA
This is a messenger RNA of Caenorhabditis remanei, 609 nucleotides long. RefSeq lists its product as uncharacterized. Bases 1 to 609 code for a protein of 202 amino acids. Lineage: Eukaryota; Metazoa; Nematoda; Chromadorea; Rhabditida; Rhabditidae. The record is from RefSeq and is a predicted model, not a curated record. The transcript is spliced from 3 exons.